CGUAUUAGUAGGCGGCGGUUCCCCGGAAUAACUAUUUAUGCAUGUUAUUAUGCAUCUAUUCAGCUUCGUAAAUGCAUGUUAACAUUUAAAAGAGUGAAUCUAUGUACAGAACAAGUAACAAAUGUUAUACGAAUAUAACUCGUACAUACUAUCACAAAUUCUCAGUUACAUAGAUUUAAAGUAAGUGCAACAAGUAUUUGCCUUUUCCGAUUAUUACACGCUAUUAAUACGCUUCGACCUGACCCAACGUUUGCACACAUUAACGUUUCAAGUUAACACGAACAAGAAUAACGUCCACAAUGUUAUACAUUGAUGAAUCACGCUGUACAGUAAAGAAGUGCUAUUACUAACAUUAAUAAUAGUCUUUUAACGAAAGCUUUGCCAUCGGUCUUCGAAACUACGGUCGCAUUAUUUCGUAUUUCGCCCUGCUUUUCUUCGAACUUGUUGCGAUACGCCCCUGGUCGGAUCGGCGCGUCGAUACAGCGGACCAAUGAGGUUAUGAUCACGUGAAUAUCAUACAAGCAGUUCUGUUUUCGUCCGCUCCAUCUUUCAGUAAAACAUACAACAGAACCGAUGGUAUAUACGUGCGAUAGUAGCGUACUAUUUUCUCGGUCGCCGCAUUUAAAAGCUUCAGAGCCGAGAGGUCGUCUUUUACUGUAAGUACAGACAUUGUUCACUUCAAACGAACGUUUCCAACCAAAUACAGGGAUUUAUUUCUAGCUGGAAAGCAAUUGCGUUGCAUUAUUCGGUAGAAAACUUUCACUAGAAAGUUGUCGUAAAUGAAACACAAUGUCUAGUACGGAUACUGCCGAUGAAGUAGACACUAAUGAUUUCACUUUGGGCCCCCCUAAUAAAAGAAUUAAAAAGACACAUUUGUCUGUCGAAGAGAAACAGUUGAUUCUAAACAUUUAUAAAAGUUUAAGUCAAGAGAAUCCGAUCAUGUUAAUAACCGAUAUCGUUUCCAAAGCUGCAAACAUUGCAGGGGUGUGCAAAUCUACUGUAUAUAGGGUCCUUCGAGAAUACAAACGAACGAGCACGUUAUCGAUACCGAAAGAAAAGAGAACUCGCGAUACGACUAUCGAUUUAAUAGAUGAUUUAGACAAAAACACGAUCAGAAGGAAGGUGCACGAAUUUUAUAUGAAAAACGAAAUUCCUACUGCCGAGAAAGUAUUGAAAGUUGUAAACGACGACAAUGAUGUACCUAAUGUUAAUAGAGCAAUUUUGUAUAAAUUAUUGAAGAUAUUAAAUUUUCAAUACGCUCGCAGAGGUCGAAGUAGCAUGUUGUUCGAUAGAGAGGAGAUCGUAGUAUGGAGGAGGGAAUAUUUGAAAAAGAUAAAAUCGUUUAGGAAAGACGGGCGAAAGAUUUAUUAUUUGGAUGAAACUUGGAUAAAUGCCGACCCUACGAAGCGAUACGUUGUGAAAGUGGAAACAAAUUCCUCCAUGCCAGCUUCUUCGUCUGGAUUGUAUACAGGUAUGAGAAAUCCCUCUAGCACAGGGAAACGACUUAUCGUUUGCCAUAUUGGCAGCAAAGACGGUUUUCUACCAGGAGCAAUGUGGGCUUUUGAAUCCACAAAGUCUGGUGAUUUCCAGGAAGAAAUAAACGCAGUUUCUUUUGAAAAUUGGUUUCUAAAGGUUCUGGCAAAAUUAGAAAAAUAUGCCGUGAUUGUCAUGGACGACGCGCCAUAUCAUUCUAGAAAAGUUGAAAAAAUCCCGACCACCGCUACCAAAAUAGAAAAUAUUAAAAGCUGGUUAAUAUCAAAGAACAUUCAAUUCGACGAGAAUUUGUUGAAAGCAGAGCUGCUCGCGAUCGUGAAUACACUGAGAAAUAAAUACGAUGCUUACGUCGUAGAUGAAAUAGCAAGGAGGCACAAUAAAAUUGUACUUCGACUUCCGCCGUACCAUUGCGAAUUGAAUCCUAUCGAAUUGAUCUGGAUGGAAAUCAAAACUUACAUAGCUUCCUACAAUACAUCUUCAAAAUUUAACGAUAUUAAAAACUUGCUCGUAGAGGCGGUGGAUACAAUUAGUCCAAAAAAGUGGAAAAGUUCUGUCCAACACGUCGAAGAAAAAGUCGAAACAAUGAUGUGGGAACUGGACAAUAUUAUUGAAAAUAAUACUGAACCGAUUAUUAUUAACAUAAACGAAGCUAGCUCGUCGUCUGAUUUUUCAGAUGAAUCUUAG
Colletes gigas is the source of this 2178-nucleotide messenger RNA. RefSeq lists its product as uncharacterized. The record is from RefSeq and is a predicted model, not a curated record. Gene Ontology annotation, molecular function: nucleic acid binding. Bases 790 to 2178 code for a protein of 462 amino acids. The transcript has 3 exons. Lineage: Eukaryota; Metazoa; Arthropoda; Insecta; Hymenoptera; Colletidae.